CGUUCGGCCGACAAGCACGGAACGUCACGGAGGCGGUGGAGGACGUCGGUCCGCCGCUCUUCGGGAGCGCGAAUUCGCGGGAUAGUAACGACCGACGACGUCCUCGUUGGGUCCCGGUCGCGACGCUCUGCGUAUGAAUUUACCUCUCUCUCGCAUCACGGCAAGUUGAAUGGACGAGGGUACGAAAUACCGAGUGCCCAUCGGCGACGCCUGCGUGUCUAUGCGCGUGUGCUUCGACUCGCUGUGCUUCUCGUCGUCGCAGCAGCGGCUCGCCGACGAGGAGGACGCCGCAGCCGCAGCCGCCGCCGCCGCCGCGACAACCGCCGACGUCGCGUCGUCACAGCUGCCGAUCGUGCCGCACGGCACCGCGGCCGUCGUCGCCGCGGCCGUCGCCAGCGGCACCAAUAUCAUCGCUACGACCGCUACCACCACGCAAGUCACGCAAGUGCCGCACAUCGGUGCCGGCGGAGGUGUCCCGCCGUUCGCCACCAUGAGCACCCUGAGAGAGCUCCAGGAGCUCCUGCGCGUCAAGGACGAGCGGAUCGCCGAGCUCGAGGCGGUAAUCUGUUGCCGCGACGCCGAGAUUCAGGAGCUGCGCAGCCACCUGGACAAGUUCCUGAGCGUGCUGCCGUUCAGCGCGGCGCCGCCGCUCACGCCGACGAAGCCGCGUACGCGCGACCGUGCCCAGGGCAUAUCCGCGGAGCCGCCGCUCCAGGAACUCGCGCCUCUUGCGGUGGUCGACAAGAGCGACAGAUCUCGCGAACUGAUCAAGACUGCCAUACUGGACAACGACUUCAUGAAAAAUUUGGAACUCACGCAGAUUCGGGAAAUUGUCGAUUGUAUGUAUCCUGUUACGUUUCCAGCUGGUUCGAUAAUUAUACAAGAAGGAGAUGUUGGCUCUACUGUCUUUGUUAUGGAGGAGGGUAAAGUCGAGGUGUCGAGGGACGGCAAAUAUCUCAGCACUUUGCAACACGGAAAGGUACUGGGAGAGCUCGCGAUUCUUUACAAUUGCAAGAGGACGGCGACGAUCACUGCUGCGACUGAUUGCCAAUUAUGGGCCAUCGACCGGCAAUGCUUCCAAACCAUUAUGAUGAGGACCGGGCUGUCAAGACAGGCCGAAUACACGGACUUCUUAAAGAGUGUGCCAAUUUUCAAAAACCUGCCGGAGGAAACUUUAAUCAAAAUUUCAGACGUUUUAGAAGAGACAUUUUACAACAAUGGGGAUUAUAUAAUAAGGCAAGGGGCGAGAGGUGACACAUUCUUCAUCAUCAGUAGGGGACAAGUACGCGUAACGAUAAAACAGCCCGAUACAACAGAAGAGAAGUAUAUUAGAACGUUAAGAAAGGGCGAUUUCUUCGGUGAGAAAGCUUUACAAGGAGAUGAUCUCAGAACUGCUAAUAUUAUCGCUGACGAUCCAGAAGGAGUGAGCUGUUUGGUAAUAGACCGCGAAACGUUUAAUCAAUUAAUCUCAUCCUUGGACGAAAUCCGAACGCGAUACAGGGACGAGUUGGUGGAACGUAGGAGACUAAAUGAGGAAUUCCGGGAUGUACGGUUACAAGACCUUCGGACUAUCGCGACUCUCGGCGUGGGUGGUUUCGGAAGAGUUGAAUUAGUUCAAAUUGCCGGAGACAGUACACGAUCGUUCGCUUUGAAGCAGAUGAAGAAGGCGCAAAUCGUCGAGACGCGACAGCAACAGCACAUUAUGUCAGAAAAGAGGAUAAUGAGCGAAGCGGAUUGCGAUUUUGUAGUUAAGCUUUUCAAAACCUUCAAAGAUAGAAAGUAUCUUUAUAUGUUGAUGGAAGCCUGCUUGGGUGGUGAAUUAUGGACCGUCCUCAGGGACAAGGGACACUUCGACGAUGGUACUACGCGCUUUUAUACCGCAUGCGUCGUGGAAGCAUUCGAUUAUUUGCAUUCCAGAAAUAUCAUCUAUAGAGAUCUUAAACCGGAAAAUUUACUUUUGGAUAAUCAAGGAUAUGUUAAACUCGUUGAUUUUGGCUUUGCUAAACGGUUGGACAAUGGAAGGAAAACAUGGACAUUUUGCGGUACACCAGAGUACGUAGCACCGGAAGUCAUUUUAAAUAAAGGUCAUGACAUAAGCGCCGAUUACUGGUCCCUUGGUGUUCUUAUGUUUGAAUUGCUUACGGGUACGCCUCCUUUUACUGGUGGUGACCCAAUGAAGACGUAUAAUAUUAUCUUGAAAGGAAUCGACGCUAUAGAUUUUCCCAGAUCCAUCACGCGUAACGCAAUGGCUUUGAUAAAAAAACUUUGCAGAGAUAAUCCCGCGGAACGUCUUGGAUAUCAAAGAGGCGGUAUCAGUGAAAUACAAAAGCACAAAUGGUUUGAUGGUUUUAACUGGGAAGGGUUGAAGACGAGGACUUUGGAACCGCCAAUACUGCCACGAGUUCAAGGCGCUACAGAUACUACGAAUUUCGACACUUAUCCAGCUGAUACCGAUCCAUUACCACCCGACGAUAUUUCUGGUUGGGAUAACGAUUUUUAACACAAAAAGUAUAGAGGACAUUUAUUUAAUAUUCACGUUUUUAACUAGCAGGAAAUCGUAAUAGGACAUAACGAUCUCUCGAUCAUACGAGACAAUUGGCGACACCUGCAUUUAUUUAUACUUUUCUCAUACUACGUGAUAUACAGGUUACAGUCGCAUUUUAUCAUAUUCUUACAUUUUCCAUCACAUUUCGCAGAAUAAUCGUGAUUCAAACGAGGGAAACUGCACUGUGAUAAAAUUUAGAUUAAAAUUUUUUAUGACUUUCGGAUUAUCGAUAUUAGCAAAAUUCAAAAGAAAAAAACAAUUUAGAGUUAUGAAUCUUGUAUUUAUAUCGCAUCUCUGGCAGGUUCUAGAAGUAUCACCACUAACAUUGUAAUAGGAUACGUAUGCAAGUGUUAAGUGCCAUUAUUACCUCAAGAAGGUAAACUCAUACAUGUCAUACUUGUGCUCAGAAACGCGGUCACAACAAACAGUCAGCUCAAGUCCAAGGGACCUCUUGCCAUCUAUACUGUUUAACUUGUCAAUCUAUUGUGCAUAUAGCUUGGUCGAUCAGAUGUUAAAUUUUUUAUUGGCAAGUUCAUUGUUGUUUGAUUUACUUUAUAGAGUUUAUUGUAAUAAUUAUAUUUUAAUUGAUCAUAUAUAAUGUCUUGUAAAUAAUGAAUUAUAAACAUCAUAUAAAUUUUAAAUGUGGAAUGUAUAUCAUGCAAUACACACGAAUAAAUUUUAUUAAUAACAA
This is a messenger RNA of Pogonomyrmex barbatus (red harvester ant), 3236 nucleotides long. RefSeq names its product cGMP-dependent protein kinase for (gene for). NCBI's taxonomy places the organism in Eukaryota, Metazoa, Arthropoda, Insecta, Hymenoptera, Formicidae. The record is from RefSeq and is a predicted model, not a curated record. Gene Ontology annotation, biological process: protein phosphorylation. Gene Ontology annotation, molecular function: ATP binding; cGMP-dependent protein kinase activity.